Messenger RNA from Neurospora tetraspora, 3701 nucleotides. RefSeq names its product P-loop containing nucleoside triphosphate hydrolase protein. Gene Ontology annotation, cellular component: nucleolus; intracellular anatomical structure. Lineage: Eukaryota; Fungi; Ascomycota; Sordariomycetes; Sordariales; Sordariaceae. Gene Ontology annotation, molecular function: ATP hydrolysis activity; RNA binding; helicase activity. The transcript has 2 exons. Gene Ontology annotation, biological process: maturation of SSU-rRNA from tricistronic rRNA transcript (SSU-rRNA, 5.8S rRNA, LSU-rRNA). The coding region runs from base 120 to 3701 and encodes 1193 amino acids. The record is from RefSeq and is a predicted model, not a curated record.
AUUUAAUCUUCAAAUCUUCAGGGUACCUAGUGACAUUGGCAUCUUGCUGCAUUCUGCCGUCGCGACACAGGUCCCCAUUUCUGCCAUCACCGCUCCCCCCGAGCACACCCAACAACAAGAUGGUCGCCCAAGGCGGGAAAUACGUGCCGCGUCAGCGCAAGCGCAAGCAGCUUGAUCGCCAGCGGUCGAGGAGCAAGGGAACACAAGACCCCGAAGACACCAACGCCCUCGAGAUCGCUCCCGGGCAGGACACCACCACAGAUGCCGAAAAGAAGAAGGCCCAGCUACGGGAGGAAUUGAGGCCCGAGGGUGUCCAAGUCAGCAGCAAGAAGGCGAAGAGACUCGAAAAGUACAUCGAUGCGAAGCUCAAGAAGGACGAGAACCGCGAACUCCUGGCCAAGCUUGCCGCUAACAAGAUCGACACCACCCUAUUCUCGAGCACAAAGUCACUAGGCCAGACAAAAUUGACCAAAAAGGAGGAGCUCAGCCGGCUUGUCAGGGAAGCAAAGGCUGGACUUAUAACAGAGAAGGAGGCGGCCAAGAAACUUUACGAAAAGCGAGAGGUGAAGGAAGGUGCACCAGUACCGCAGCCCAAGCCUGCUGCGGUCGAUGAGGAUUCAGAGGGCUCGGAAGAUGAGCAGGACUCAACAGCCGAGAAGACAAAGACUACGUUAGCGGCGACAAUCGAGCCUACACCAACACAAGCGACGACAACGACAACGAGUGUGCCAGUACCAGUCGGUGCUGGUCUCAAGCGCCCUCUGGAGGUCGACGAGUCGGGACGCCCAAUACUUGCCAAGAGACAAAAGAGAGGAGGUGUAAAAACAAAGCACAACUUUACAUCAUCACAAGCUCCAGCGGUCAUCCCUGUGCCAGAAGUGGUAGAAUGGGACGGUUUCAGUUCGGAGGGCGAAGAGGGCUCAGACGAUGAAGAGUCCGAGGGUAGUGGCUCAGGCAGCGUGGAAGAAGGCAGUGAAGAGGAGGAGGAUGAUGAUGAGGAAUCUGGGGAAGAGGAUGGAUCUGAAGAGGAGGAAGAGGGUUCCGAGGAGGAUUCAGACGACGAUGGUUCCGCGGAAGAAUCCGACGAGGACAUGGAGGAUGCGGAAGAGGACAAAAAAGCAAAGUCUUCGGCUUUCAAGGCUUGGGCGCAUCAGGCGAGGAACGAAGCUUUGGGUUACAAGCCUGCCGAAUCAAGCAUUCUCGAGAUACCGAAACCUGCCAACUUUACGCCUCGGCCGGUCGAACAAGAGCCUCUGCCUAUCGAGCUGCAACCAACAAAGAAUGAUUCCCGCAAGGCUUUCGCCGUGGUAGUAACCAGGACGCCCGAGAUCCAGGAAACCCGAUUCAGGUUACCAGUCGUUGCAGAGGAACAGAAGAUUAUGGAGGCCAUUCACGACAACGACAUUGUCAUUAUUUGCGGUGCCACCGGUUCCGGUAAGACUACACAGGUUCCCCAGUUCCUCUUCGAGUCUGGAUACGGUGUUCCCGAUGGACCUACUCCUGGCAUGAUUGGUGUUACCCAGCCGAGACGUGUCGCCGCUGUCAGUAUGUCGAAGCGUGUUGGUGAAGAGAUGGGCGAUUACUCGCAUGUGGUUUCCUACCAAAUCAGAUUCGAAGGCACCGUUGACUCCAAGACGGCCAUCAAGUUCAUGACAGAUGGUGUCUUGCUUCGUGAGGCGGCCAUCGAUAUUGCUCUUCGCAAGUACUCUGCCAUUAUCAUCGAUGAAGCUCACGAGAGAAGCGUCAAUACCGAUAUCCUGAUUGCGAUGCUUAGCAGAGUGGUUAAGCUCAGGCGAGAGCUGGCGGAGGAAGACCCCACGAUCAAGCCUCUCAAGCUCGUUAUCAUGUCUGCUACCCUCAGAGUCGAGGAAUUCACCCAAAACUCUAACCUGUUCCACACCACUCCCCGCAUCAUCGAGGUAGAAGGUCGUGAGCACUCUGUUACCAUGCAUUUUGCCAAGAAGACAAACCACGACUACGUUGAUGAGGCAUUCCGCAAGAUUUGCAGGGGUCAUAGGAAACUGCCCCCUGGUGGCAUGCUUGUGUUCAUGACUGGUCAGGGUGAGAUUGCCCAGCUCAGCAAACGGUUGAAGGCGCGUUUUGGUGGCGGCAUGAAUACCGCCAGCACCACCAAGGUGCGGAUCUCUGCGAACGAGGCACCCAUGGAAGUCGAAGACAUUGACUUCGGCGAGGUCGACGACGACCGCAACAUCAACGACAGAGACGACGACGAUAUCUCUAUUGCGUCGGACGAGGAGGAAGACAAGGAGUUCGAGAUUGAGGACGAAGAAUCUGGCACAGGGCCGUUGAAGAUGCAUAUCCUACCUCUUUUCUCUCUGCUCCCCACGAAAGAGCAGAUGAAGGUGUUCGAGCCGCCCCCAGAGGGCCACCGUCUGGUUAUCCUGGCUACCAACGUCGCCGAAACAUCCUUGACGAUUCCCGGCAUCAAGUACGUGUUUGACACCGGCAGGUCGAAGGAGAGAAAGUACGACCCCGUCAGUGGCGUCCAGAGUUUCGAGAUUGGCUGGAUCAGCAAGGCCAGCGCAAAGCAGCGUGCCGGUCGUGCCGGUCGUACCGGUCCGGGUCACUGCUGGAGACUCUACUCUUCGGCCGUCUACGAACGAGACUUCCCCGAGUUCUCGGAGCCCGAGCUGCUCCGCAUGCCCAUCGAGGGUGUCGUGCUGCAGCUCAAGUCCAUGAACCUCCAGCACGUCGUCAACUUCCCCUUCCCCACGCCUCCACCGCGUGAGAGCUUGAUCAAGGCCGAGAAGCUCUUGACCUACCUCAACGCCAUCUCCCAAACCGGCCAGGUCACCCCCAUCGGAUCUACCAUGUCCAUCUUCCCCCUCUCUCCCCGCUUCGCCCGCAUCCUUCUCAUCGGUCACCUCCACGACUGCCUGCCGUACACCGUCGCGCUCGUGGCCGGUCUCUCAGCCGGCGAGAUCUACAUCCCCGAGAACCAAGCCAUCCCCGCCGCCUCCGUCCAAGAAUCCAAGAAAAACGACGACGGCUCCGACGACGACGAGGACAACCGAGGAGCAGUCACCUUCCGCACCACCGAAGACGUCCUCGCCGACGACCGCCGCGCCAAGAUCCGCGCCGCCUUCAACGCCGCCCACAAGAACUUCUGCUACCUCGACGACAAGUCCGACGCCAUCAAGCUGCUCCAAGUCGUCGGCGAAUUCGCGCACGACCCGACCGAGUCCUGGUGCGACUCCCACUUCGUUCGCUUCAAGGUCCUCAAAGAAAUCAAGCAACUCCAAAAACAGCUCACCGACCUCCUGCGGACCAACAUCCCCGCCUUCGCCAACCUUUCCGUGCCCGACACGCUCGAUCCCCCCUCGCAAAAACAGGUGCAAGCCCUAAAACAAAUGGUUGCCGCGGGCUUCAUCGACCAAGUCGCCAUCCGCGCCGACAAAGCGCCCACGCCUCCCGAAAUGUACCGCAAACCUAAGCGCGCCAUUGACGUUCCCUACCUCCCUCUCAUCCCGUUGGAGGGAGAAGACGGGCACAAGUUAGAACUAGAAGAAAAACUAGUCUACAUCCACCCCUCCUCCCCCUUAGCCCAUUUGAGUGUGGACGAGUGUCCGGACUACAUCGUGUACGCCUACCUGCAAAAGGCAGGCAACACGGGCGCGGACGGGCAGAAGCGGGCCAAGACGAGGAUGCAUGCGCUGACGGACUUGACGGCGGGUAGAUAG